AUGGAAACCUGGGAGACUUACUCAAAGCCUAUCCUAGCGAAGGAACACAUCGAUGCCGCGGAAGCGGGUCCUGCGAGUGAUACUGAAUAUGCGGAUGCCACAACGCCAUCCACGAUUCAAAAAGAACCACAAGGCGAGUGCUUCCUCCAAUGGAUCAAAAAUAUGGAUACUCUCCUCUAUGACCUUUCAGUCAUCCGAGAACAAGUCAAGGCAUACCGUGAGCAGGCCCACGGGACUCCGCUCAAGAAUUUCUCCCUCGGCUCGGUCAUCGCCAACCUCAAGACUCUCUACGGGCCACAGAAUCAAAUCAGUCAGGUCCUCGUCGUUGUGGAAACAAUUCAAGGUUCCUUUGUUAUGAUGGAAGCGAUGGGCUUCAAGGGAUGUGUAGAGGCCGGGUAUAACUUAGCCGUAGUUCACGGAUGCCUAGCCAGGUACAUAGAUACGCGGAACAUGAGCCACCGCUCACUCCUUGGGGGUCAGAAUGAACUCAACACUGCUCUUGUUACUGUAGAGGAGACCGAAACGCUGGUACAGGAUAUGAAGGAUCAGCUGAAGGGAGGUGCGCUGAAAGAGUUAUUGGUGCUCCAUAAAGACUUGAAGAAGGAGAAUGAGCGCAAGGAUAUGGAGAUCGAAACGCUGAAGAAGCAGUUGAGAAAGGCGUUGGACGAGGGAACAGCGGACUCGGACGAAGCCGGCGACAUACAUACACCGGAAGCUCUCGAAGACUGGGAGGAGAACGUCCUUGCCCAUCUACUUCUGCUUCUCGCGGGCGUCGUCUUUCUCGUACUCCUACCCGGCGUAAUCGACCGUGCCAACAACACCGAAGAUCUCCGCGGCGGUAUCGAACACCGCAAUGUGCACAGCCGCUACCCGCCGUUCAACUACUACGGGGCCAUGACGGUAUCAGAAUACGAUGACGAGGAGGAGGAGAAUGGCACGGAGCCGUUCAAAAAGAUGAUGUUCGAAGGUGCGGGAGGCCGGGAAGGACUUCAGAUGCCCCUCAUCUAA
Molecule: messenger RNA, 1008 nt
Organism: Mytilinidion resinicola
Lineage: Eukaryota; Fungi; Ascomycota; Dothideomycetes; Mytilinidiales; Mytilinidiaceae
Exons: 4
Coding region: 1-1008 (335 amino acids)
Source: RefSeq, a predicted model, not a curated record